CGUUAGAGCACGCGCGACGCGUCUUGUUCUGAUCCACCAUGUCCGAAGUCGGCAAAAUCCAACGUGUUCCUCCCGUUACUGUCAACGUCGGGCAGGCAUGUCGCAAAUGCAUGAAGGCUGUCGAAGAGGGCGCGAUGCUCAAGAUUUGCACCGGCUGCCGUCGCAUCCGUUACUGUUCUGCUGAAUGCCAAAAGGCGGAUUGGAAGACGCACAAGGGUCUCUGCAAAGCUUUUCGGGAGGCCGAGGGCGAUACACAGUUCUACACCGUAUUGUCUCAGUACGCUCUCGGCGAUGGGGAUAUUGCACCGUAUAGCGCCGAUCGGGUGAAUUACAUGGCGGGGCAGAUGGGCGUGAAGGAGCUGCAUCUUGUAUCCACACGCUUGGGAAGAGAGCUGACCAUCCCCGAGCGUAACAUCGUAUGCUGGCAGCCGCGGUGCAUGACCUGUGCGCGAACGGACCCAUUUAUCCGUGCAGAAGCUGCUCACAAGAAGACUGAACCCGUCCCCCUUUCGUCCUGCCCGGACUGCCAUCUAUCCUUCUACUGUAAGCCCGAACACUGGCAGGAUGCCAGACGCGUCCACACCGAAGUUCCGGACCCGGACGGCCACAACGAGCUCACGCAAUGCGCCCUCCAUCGUCAAAUACGACUGGAUGUCCUGUUCUUGAACUCAACGGGCGAUUCCGAGGGUUUCCAAUACGCGCCGGACCGCACCAAGGAGAAGUGGGUGCCAUUGGCGGACGACGCGACAUGGGAAUCGGAAGUAGGGCCUGUCCUGGCGGAGUCCAUCAACGCGGCGACGCCGGAGGCGGUGGGGAAGUCGAUGGCUUUGGGUCCGAUGUUGAGGUGCGCGACGGACGGCCUGUCGAUGCCGUUGACGAUCUUGUACGCACUUGAGCAUCUGAACUCGGAUGAUGCUUGGACGAGGAAGCAAACUCUGAGUAUUCAUAUCCUGGGCGCGACUCUUGGGAAAGAAAUCAUCAAUGCACAGCUGUUUGAAGAGAUCAUGCACCAGUGUCCUGAAGUGAAAAACUUGCAGAUAACCUUUUGCGGCCCCGAACUACCCACCGCCGAGAAUUGGCUUGACAUGGAAACAUGCCCCCGCUGCGAAAGCUCUCGUCGCAAGCGCCAGCAACGCCUCUACACCCGCACCUACCACGACUACGCGCUACGUCAAGGCUCAGCAUUCGAAGCUCCCGACCUCGCUGUCGCCUUCAAUUCAGGCUGCUCACACGAGGCGAGGGAUUCAUGGGAGGGGACUAUCAAAAUGCUCGUAGCGAGGAAGAUCCCGACAGUGUUCACAUCUUACAAUCGCGAAGAGGCGGAAGGUGAUGCAAGACGAUUCAUUGACGCUGGCGCGACCCUUAAUUCGGCUCUUGGACCUCGGCGGAACCCCUGGGGAAGUCAGGCGUUGAUCAAGGAGCCGCAUCUGGUGACGGGCUUCUACUCGACGAAUGGGUGGUUGACUUGCGGGUUCCGAUGAAGGGACGGCGAGAUGAGGGCUGGCUCAGACUAUUCACCUGGUCUGGCGUUCCUUCUCAAGUCGGCUCGCGCAAUAUUUGGUGAUGCCUUUUCUUGGUCAAGCGUUCUUGGUCGUAUCUUGGAGGUGGAUGAUACGUUGAACAUUGCAUUCGUACCAGAGGUGUGUGCGUAUCCAUAGCAAAGUCCGAACAGUAAUCUACGCGAUAAGUGUCCGAGAAA
This is a messenger RNA of Schizophyllum commune H4-8, 1699 nucleotides long. RefSeq lists its product as uncharacterized. Gene Ontology annotation, cellular component: extrinsic component of mitochondrial inner membrane. The record is from RefSeq and is a predicted model, not a curated record. The transcript is spliced from 7 exons. NCBI's taxonomy places the organism in Eukaryota, Fungi, Basidiomycota, Agaricomycetes, Agaricales, Schizophyllaceae. Bases 39 to 1481 code for a protein of 480 amino acids.